ACACACAGUGGACAGAGACUGGUCUUCUCUCACACCUCGCUGGUUCGUCUGGCCAAUCACACCUUCAGAGUGCGGUAUCAGGCACACAUCCAGAGUGCUCCCUCAGUCACACACACACACACUCAGUGAGGUGUAGACGAGCAGCAGGAGUGUGAGGAUGGGUCACACUGAGAGCCAAGGAGGUGGGUGCGAGGUGUGUGUAGUGAGACCAAUGCUCACCAUCACCCAACGUAACACAAAGUACUGCUACUAUCCUCCACACAAGCAAGGUAUACUGGAAACUCUUCAGGCCAAAGGAAAAGAAUGGUGUACCUGCUCUGGAAGAUGUGUACUCUCAGUUAUUACCAAGCGUGUGCCUAUCCUCUCCUGGUUACCAGCUUAUAACCUACGAGCGUAUCUUCCUGGAGAUGUUGUCUCUGGGAUGACUGUCGCAAUUAUGCACGUUACACAAGGAAUUGGGUACGCCCAGUUGGCCAAACUUCCUCCCAUUACUGGCAUGUACAUGGCAUUCUUCCCAGUACUUAUCUAUAUAUUACUGGGGACUUCAAAGCACAGUUCAAUGGGAACGUUUGCUAUUACUUGUCUGAUGACAGGAAAAGUUGUUAAGCAAUUUGCAACUUUCCCUCACGGUCACCCAGCAUCAGACAGUGCCAGGAACGACAGUGACAUUAUGACAGAGCGUAUGUACACUCCCAACCAAGUGGCAGCAGUAGUGGCACUCACCACGGGAACUAUUGAGAUUCUGCUGGGAAUAUUGAACAUGGGCAGCUUCAGUGUGUUCCUCUCUGACAUGAUGGUGUCUGGCUUCUCCACAGGCGCCGCCUUCCAUGUCUUUACUCUGCAGAUUCAACACAUUCUUGGCUUAAACUUGAAGUCUUACGAUGGUCCAUUAAAACUUAUGUAUACUUACCGAGACAUCAACAAACAAUUAUUCACAGCUAAUCCAGUCGUCAUGGUUAUCUCUGCGAUAACUAUUUCAGUUAUCGUCUUCAAUAACUUGAUAAUUGAGCCCUGGUUCCACACCAAAACAAGGGUGCCUUUCCCCAUCAAGUUUAUUGUGCUGACAGCUGGCACGCUCCUCUCGUACUUAUUCAACUUUCAUCACAAAUACAAUAUGAGGAUCGUUGGCAAAAUUCCAACAGGAUUACCAACACCUACAGUACCUCCCAUUGAGCUGAUGCCCAAAAUAGUUACUGACUGUGCUAUCAUCUGUGUGGUGGCCUUUACGGUGUCCUUCUCUAAGGCGAGAGGCUUCGCAAAGAGACACCACUAUAAAGUUGACGGCACUCAGGAACUUUAUGCUCUGGGCACCAGUAACGUGGUUGGAUCGUUCUUCGGCUGUGCUCCCAUCGCUGUGUCACUGGCUCGCUCUCUCAUACAGGAAGCUGCCGGUGGUAAGACACAGAUAACUUCCUUCGUCUGUUGCAGCAUCCUUUUGCUGGUUUUACUGUUUGUUGGGCCAGUCUUUGAAACUCUUCCAAUGUGUGUGCUCUCUUCCAUUACUUUAGUGGCAUUAAGAGGAACGUUCCGGCGAAUCAAUGACUUGAGGAACGUGUGGCCCGUGUCUAAGAUUGAUGCUAUGAUGUGGAUUAUAUCUUUUCUUGGUGUGGUUAUCGUUGACAUUGAUUACGGCCUCUUGAUCGGCGUACUAACCUCCAUGUUGAUCCUCAUGGGGCGUUCUCAAAAGCCCAAAACUGCUCGUCUGGGUCGCGUUCCGAGCACUGACGUAUAUUUAGACGUCAACCAGUAUUUUGUGACACUCGAAAUUCCAACUGUGAGAAUAUUUCAGUUUUGCGGAUCAUUACACUUCGCAAAUUGUGAAUAUUUCCGUCAACAACUGAUAUCUGUUACUGGCCUAGACCCGUACGUGAUUGCUACCACCAAGUCCUUAGAACAAAAGUACCAGCAGAUGCCAAUAAGUUGUAUCACCCCGUCGAGGAAGAUGGAGAAACAUAGUGCCUAUGAAUACCUAGUCUACAAUUUGCGUCUUAGUCCGUGUGAGUACCUGGUGAUGAGAGAGGCUGUGAGUUACACAGACUCCACGGUGGUAACUACUGUCUCAGCUGUCAAGGAAUCCAGAGGCGGUAUUACGUGUUCUGGCUGCACUCUCAAGUAUACCAGACAAUCAACCCUCAUGUCAACCCUGGCUGCUAGCCAGGUGGAGCUCGAACCCAUCACAGUUCACUCUCAAAAAGUUUCAGCUAGGAAGAGCUUUGAUCAUGAUCUACUUGAUUCCCAUAAUAAACAUUCAGGGUCUGACUCAGAUCUCAACAAGCCGUUCCUUCAAAAAUCUAGAUUCAAGCACAUCAGAAUUGCCAUCAACAGGUCUUCUUCAACUAAAGCCAACACUGGUCUGAUUGUCCAGUGUUAA
Messenger RNA from Cherax quadricarinatus, 2371 nucleotides. Lineage: Eukaryota; Metazoa; Arthropoda; Malacostraca; Decapoda; Parastacidae. The record is from RefSeq and is a predicted model, not a curated record.